Messenger RNA from Musa acuminata AAA Group (dessert banana), 1119 nucleotides. RefSeq names its product photosystem I reaction center subunit III, chloroplastic-like. The record is from RefSeq and is a predicted model, not a curated record. Bases 99 to 788 code for a protein of 229 amino acids. Gene Ontology annotation, biological process: photosynthesis. Gene Ontology annotation, cellular component: chloroplast thylakoid membrane; photosystem I reaction center; photosystem I. Lineage: Eukaryota; Viridiplantae; Streptophyta; Magnoliopsida; Zingiberales; Musaceae. The transcript has a single exon.
CUGGUAAUGCUAGAGAAACAGUCGUGUUAUUAUAGGAGAGGAAGAUAGCAGCUCAGUGAUCCAAAAGAGGAAGAGAAGUAGGAGAAGUGUACACACCAAUGGCUUCUCUAUCUUCCAUCUCCGCCAUCUCCAAACCCCUCUCCCCAAAUCCCAAAGCUGUCACCUAUAAGCCUCGCUUCUCCAUCUCAUGCUUUUCUUCCUUACCCCAACAACAACAACAAGGAGAAGACUCCAUCUCUUCCUCUCUCAAGACCUUCUCCGCGGCCUUGGCGCUCUCUUCUCUCCUCGUCUCCUCCGCCGCCGCCCCUCCUCCGGCGGCCGCCGACAUCUCCGGCCUCACCCCCUGCAAGGAGUCCAAGGCCUUCGCGAAGCGAGAGAAGCAGUCCAUCAAGAAGCUGGAGGCCUCCCUGAACAAGUACGCGCCCGACUCGGCGCCGGCGCUCGCCAUCAAGGCCUCCAUCGAGAAGACCAAGCGCCGGUUCGAGAACUACGGCAAGUUCGGCCUCCUGUGCGGCUCCGACGGUCUGCCCCACCUCAUCGUCAACGGCGACCAGCGGCACUGGGGCGAGUUCAUCACCCCGGGCCUGUUCUUCCUCUACAUCGCCGGCUGGAUCGGGUGGGUCGGACGGAGCUACCUGAUCGCCAUCCGGGACGACAAGAAGCCCACCAUGAAGGAGAUCAUCAUCGACGUCCCGCUCGCCAGCCGGCUGUUGUGGAGGGGCUUCAUCUGGCCAGUGGCGGCGUACAGGGAGCUCGUCAACGGGGAGCUCGUAGCCAAAGACGUGUGAUCCGCCGGUGCAGUUGAGAGGAAACGCCGCUAUCUAUCAAAUUAGCUUCAAACAGUGUCAUAUCAGCUUCUAAUUUGCUUGUGAAGUCUACCUGUGAUUUUUGCAUAUUGCAUCUGAACAUUAUACAUCAAGAAGGUCACUGAUCACAUAGUUUCUUUCCUCCUCCAUGUCGCAGGUUGGUGCAAGAAAAAGAGGGGAGGAGCUCAGUUUGGGUUCAUAACACAAAAUCUAUAUAUGCUGAGUGUUCUGUAUUCAAGACUUGUAUAUGUAUUUGUAAUUGAUGUUUGAACUUGUCAUUCUUUUGAAAGCCAAUUAAUUCAUGUUUGAGACA